GACCACACGGUGUGCGAUGAAGGAGAAGAGUAAAAAUGCCGCCCGGUCCCGACGUGAAAAGGAAAAUGCGGAAUUUCUCGAGCUGGCUAAGCUGCUACCGUUGCCGAGCGCCAUCACGUCACAGCUCGAUAAGGCUUCAAUCAUACGGCUUACCACGUCUUACCUGAAGAUGCGUGCCGUGUUCCCAGAAGGGCUGGGAGAUGCGUGGGGCUCCCAACACAUCCCAAACAAUCCUCGCGAUCUCGCGAUUAAGGAGCUCGGUUCACACCUGCUGCAGACGCUGGAUGGGUUCAUCUUUGUUGUUGCGCCGGACGGGAAGAUUAUGUACAUCUCCGAAACGGCCUCGGUACACCUUGGGCUCAGCCAGGUAGAGCUGACCGGUAAUUCGAUCUACGAGUACAUACACAACUACGAUCAGGACGAGAUGACCUCGGUGCUGUCACUGCAGCCGAACAUGUUUGUCACACCACCACCGGCUACCGGUGGCACAGAAACUACCGGACCCGGCCCACUGCUAUCCUCCACACCGCACUCGUCCAUCGCCGAUCCGGGCACAACCGCUUCCGACUCACCGAUAUCACCGUUUGCCAGUUUGCUGCAGCAUCCCGGUAGUGCCGAUUCGCCACCGCAAAGUCUCGCCUCGUCCGGUGCUUCGAUUGCCGCCAUCGGUGGUAGUAACCUGGGCCAAACCGUACCGCCCGGCCUUUCACCGAACGAUAUGCAAACCGCAAUGCAUCAUCAGCAGCAUUUGGGCGGUGGCACAGGCGGCCAUUCGCCGCUCGGAACCGGCAAUCCGCCCACGUACGGAGCGGGUACGGCUGGGUACGGGAUGCAGCACCCUCAACAGUCCCACUCGCAUCAUCACAACACUCACCACGGCCAUUACCACCAUCAUCAUCAUCAUCAUCACCAUCACAGCUAUGGUCAGCAUCAUCUCUCGCAAACGAUUGAGAUCGAGCGUACCUUCUUUCUGCGGAUGAAGUGCGUGUUGGCGAAGCGUAAUGCGGGCCUCACUACCAGUGGCUAUAAGGUCAUACACUGUUCCGGAUACCUGAAGGCCCGUAUAUAUCCGGGCGAUGCAACGUAUGGGGACGGGCACAGCUGCAUCCAAAACUUGGGCCUAGUGGCGGUCGGUCACUCGCUGCCACCGUCCGCUAUUACGGAAAUCAAACUCUACCAGAACAUGUUUAUGUUUCGCGCCAGCAUGGACCUGAAGCUGAUCUUUCUCGACGCAAAAGUGGCACAGCUUACGGGAUACGAGCCGCAGGAUCUAAUUGAGAAAACACUCUACCAGUACGUCCACGCAGCGGACAUCCUUCACAUGCGCUACUCGCACCAAGUCCUGAUGUACAAGGGCCAAGUUACGACAAAGUAUUAUCGGUUUCUAACGAAAGGCGGCGGUUGGGCGUGGGUACAAUCGUAUGCUACCGUUGUCCACAAUACACGCUCAUCGCGCCCUCAUUGUAUCGUGAGCGUUAACUACGUCUUGAGCGAGCAGGAAGCGCAAGAUCUGCUACUGAAUGAGGUGCAGCAGCCACAGCAUACCCCAUCUACGCAGCAUCAAGCUUCCUCCAAUGUCAAGCCGGACUCGAUCGCAACUGGAGCUGCUGGAGGCGCUAGUAUUGCGAGUAAAGAGCGUACUGUAAGUGAGCCGGCGACAGCACUAGCGGCCACCAUGACACCGGUGUCUGGGUUGACUUCUGGCGUUCCUGCCCAUAUGUCUCCGAUCGGUGGUACGGUGGUAGGUGGCAAUUCCACCGGAAGGCGUGGAAGCUCCCAAUCGCUGCAACCUGCUCAUCAGGGUAGUCUGUCCUACAACUCGUUGCAUUUGGGAAAGGAUCUCCAGGAACACCACCACCAACAGCAGCAGCAGCAGCAGCAACAACACCAACAACAUCCACAACAUCAGCAACACAGCACCUUCAUUCAACUGGCUAGCCUAGAUGAUGAUGCCAGCCUGGGUCCUGUACCGGGAGCUCCCUCAGCCUGUUUGGUAACUCACCCCGGUUCUUCCAUGCCAUCUGCACAGGACGAUUAUGAUCUCCAGAUGCAGUACAGCUCUGGCGGUACUCAUCAGGAACCAAACACAGCUAGCGGUGGGUACUGUAUGAACGCAACUCCUUCUGGCGGAAUGCUCGAUGGACAUGCAGUAUCGCACGGUGGGACGGACGGUAGUGACGCUUUUCUCGAGCCGUACUACGAUCAAUUUUACGGUGGAUAUGAUUCCCGGCAGGACCCAAUCUCGCUGCGCCCAUUUUCCGCCAGUUCCAACAGCUGCAGCAGUUCGGAGGGCGAGGCAACGCUGGCACAGCAUCAACAGCAUCAUCAUCAGCAGCAGCAACAUCACCAGCAGCAUCACCACCAUCCGCAACAGCAACACCAUCUUCAGCAGCAGCAUCCACCACCCAGCUACGGCAGUAUGACGGCUGCCUCCCUAUCAAUGGCUGGUGGAGGAUCGGGUGUACUUCGGCAGCAUGCAGGUGCAGGUGGUGAUCAAAGCUACGGUGACCUGCACCUAGAAAGCCACUUUGCACCGACGAACGGGCAUCAACAACAACUGCCCCACCACCAACAACAUCACCUAGAGCAGCAACAUCCACACACGAACGGUGUCGCUAGCAAUGGGACCUCCAACUUUCUGUACGAUGCCUCCCCGGCAACGUUGGACGGGAGCACCAGCUCUGCAUCGCCGUUCGAUGGUAUCACGCAGCAGCAGGCAGCGUUCGACCAUCAGCACACGCUGCAUCAUCUCGGACCGGCUACCCACCUGCACCAUUUCCGGCCCCAUGGCGGUGACCUGCAGCUCGGUGACUCACCGCUAGUGAGCACCGCCGGCAUACUCAGCGGGCUAGGAUCGCCUGCCCGCCCAUCGGCGGUUACCGAGCGGGACGAGCUGGAGGCUGGCGACACGGGCCCAAAAUCCUCCAAACUACCCAACCAUUCCGUGGUGUCAACACUGCCGAACGGCAACAAUAAUAGCACUAAUGGAAAUCUACCCAACAACACCAACAAUCCACUGCAAGCGACAAACAAUGGCAGUAACCGAACUACUAACAGCAGUAUAAUUAUAAGUACCGCUGGCAGCACGGAGGGGAACCAUGGUGAGACAAAUGGUGGCGGUGUCGUUACGCUCAACGUUAAUCUAAACCAUAUGCACAAUCACAGCAAUAACAAUACCACCACCAACAACAACCAUCUACUUACCAGCAAUAAUAACGACCAUAAUGGUACGAUGAGCAACAACAAUAACAACAAUAACAACACCAACAGCAACAACAAUAAUCUGCACGGCGCGAAAGGAUACGGUACUAACGCGGACGUCCGGACGGUCGGUAUGGAGGGCAAGAAGCCUGCCGUCGCUAGCCGAAAUCAAUCGAACCGCCAGCAGCAUCAGCAGCAGCAGCAACAGCAGCAACACUUUGCCGAUACGUACGGUUUGCCGCACUACACGAGCGUUAUCGUCGAGUCAACAUCGACUACGUUGGCAGGAUCCGGUACGACGAGCACCAACACCACCAACAACAAGCAGCAGCUGUCAUCGAACGAGUACGUGCCGCAGCAGCAGUGUACGUAA
This is a messenger RNA of Anopheles maculipalpis, 3574 nucleotides long. RefSeq names its product protein single-minded-like. The transcript has 6 exons. Gene Ontology annotation, molecular function: DNA-binding transcription factor activity, RNA polymerase II-specific; RNA polymerase II transcription regulatory region sequence-specific DNA binding; protein dimerization activity. Lineage: Eukaryota; Metazoa; Arthropoda; Insecta; Diptera; Culicidae. The record is from RefSeq and is a predicted model, not a curated record. Bases 17 to 3574 code for a protein of 1185 amino acids. Gene Ontology annotation, biological process: regulation of transcription by RNA polymerase II.